Aricia agestis (brown argus) is the source of this 2759-nucleotide messenger RNA. Its product is annotated as long-chain fatty acid transport protein 4-like. The record is from RefSeq and is a predicted model, not a curated record. Gene Ontology annotation, cellular component: endoplasmic reticulum. Gene Ontology annotation, biological process: triglyceride homeostasis. The coding region runs from base 377 to 2329 and encodes 650 amino acids. Gene Ontology annotation, molecular function: long-chain fatty acid-CoA ligase activity; long-chain fatty acid transmembrane transporter activity. The transcript has 12 exons. Lineage: Eukaryota; Metazoa; Arthropoda; Insecta; Lepidoptera; Lycaenidae.
ACUAGUAACCUGUGUUGUCUGUUGUUGACAAAGGUGUUACGCAGUUCACAGUUUUUUAAUUUAGCGACGUAAAAAUAAUUUUCAAGAACUUCCAUUUAAUACUUUCUAUACGAGGAAAUAUACUGCAAUAAGUAAAAAUGUAUUCCUAAAAUUUUAAACGCAUAAUCAUUCCAACGAUAGUAAUAUUUUAUAAAUAGGACAGCAGACUGAACCAAAUACGUGCUUUCUCUUUAAUUUUGUGUCAAUUCAAACCAAAUUUAAAAUAAGAUUGCAAGUUAAGCAUUUCAGUUUUACAAGAAGUAAGUACGUCAAAGUGUGUCGACGACUACUACGGUUUCUCAACCGCCGCUAUAAAAAGCACAAAAAAAUCGUUACGAUGUCGGAGGUGCUCGGUGCAGUCGCUGCAGUGCUGGUUUUGGCGGUUUACUUGGGUGUAUUGAAAACUAUCUUGAUUUUGCUAUGUGGCUUAGUUUACUAUGCUGCAUUCUACAAGAGAAAAUGGAUCAUAGUAGCUAUCAAGACAGCACCCAGAGAUAUAAGAGCUUUGUAUAGCUACUUCAAAAUAUUGAUGAAAUCUCGAACAUUAGCCCGAAGAAAUUUGUCAAUACCUGAUGCGUUUCAUGAAACUGUGGAGAAACAUCCCAAUAAAGCAUGUUUUCUGUUUCAAGAUGAACUUUGGACGUUCAAAGAGGUGGAGGAGUACAGCCUGCGCGUGACCGCGGCGAUGAAGGCUCAGGGUGUGACGAAGGGCGACAUAGUCGGCCUGCUAGUGAACAACUCGCCCCAGCUGCCGGCGCUGUGGCUCGGUAACGCCCGCCUCGGCGCCAUCACUCCGCUCAUCAACACCAACCAACGAGGCAGCGCCCUGAUUCACUCUAUCAACGUCGCCCAAUGUAACGUCCUCGUUUAUUCCGAGGAGUAUGAAUCAGCUAUAAAGGAUGUAAUGGAUGAGCUGAGUCCCAAGUUAAAGAUAUUCAAGUUCACCCACCGCCGGCUUAACCCGUCGAGUGCGGAGUAUCAAGCGAGCGGUGACAGCGCCGGCAACUUGACGGACCUGCUGGACGCGACUCCUCCCGGGCCUUGGAAGAUGGCGGACGGCGACGGAUUCUCCGGCAAACUGCUCUAUAUCUACACAUCCGGAACCACGGGCCUCCCCAAAGCGGCUGUUAUUAGUAACUCCAGGUUCAUGUUCAUGGCUGCCGCCAUCCACUACAUGUGCCUGCGGCCGGACGACGUAGUGUACUGCCCGCUGCCGCUGUACCACACGGCCGGCGGCGUCAUCAGCGUCGGCCAGGCGCUGCUGUUCGGCUGCACCGUCAUCAUCAAGCCCAAAUUCUCCGCCUCGCAGUACUUCCCCGACUGUGUCAAGUACGGCGCCACGGCAGCCCACUACAUCGGCGAGAUGUGUCGGUACAUUCUGGCGACGAAGCCCUCCCCCGCAGACACGCAGCACAAAGUUCGCGUCAUAUACGGAAACGGACUUAGACCGCAGAUAUGGAACGAGUUUGUGGCAAGAUUCAACAUCAAGAUGGUCGCAGAGUUCUACGGCGCUACGGAGGGCAAUGCUAAUAUCGUGAACACGGAUGGCACGCCCGGCGCGAUCGGUUUCGUGUCGCGCAUCAUCCCGCAAGUCUACCCCAUCGCCAUUAUCAAGGUCAACCCCGAGACCGGAGACCCCAUACGGAACGCGGUUGGACUGUGCGAGCUGGCGAACCCGGACGAGCCGGGCGCGUUCAUCGGCAAGAUAUUACCCGACAACCCGGCGCGCGAGUACCUCGGCUACGUCGACAAGGCCGCCUCGGAGAAGAAGAUCGUACGCAACGUGUUCGCGCACGGAGACUCCGCCUUUAUAUCCGGCGACAUCCUGGUGGCGGACGAGCUGGGCUACCUGUACUUCCGCGACCGCACCGGCGACACGUACCGCUGGCGCGGGGAGAAUGUCAGCACCAGCGAGGUCGAAGCCGCCAUCUCACGAGUCGCCGACCAUAGAGACGCCGUUGUCUAUGGCGUUGAGGUGGCGAACUGCGAGGGUCGCGCGGGCAUGUGCGGCAUCGUGGACGCGGACGGUACGCUCGACCUGCGGAGGCUGGCGUCGCUACUGGAACGGGACCUGCCCGUGUACGCGCGCCCCGUGUUCCUGCGCGUUAUGGCUAACGUUGACCUCACUGGUACAUUCAAGAUGAAAAAGACUGAUCUACAGAAGGAGGGUUACAAUCCGAGCUUAGCUAAGAACGACAAGCUGUACUAUUUGGACCUGAAGCAGGGGUUGUAUCUGCCGCUCGGCGUCGAGGAGUACGACAAGAUCAUGAACGGACAGAUCCGACUGUGAUAGUGUUAUGUUUGUACGAACAUCUUCGAAUUCAUGUUAUGUGACAGAAGUUUGGAGUUUGAACGUGUCGAAACCGACGUGGCGUUAGGUAAACCUUUUAAUUUUUAACUAUACUAAAGUAAUAAACAAUUAAAAAUCUAUAAUGAAGAUCUUAGUUCUAGCGGAAAAAAUGUAAUAGAUAAGUUUCAUUUUUUUGGCCAUCAGACGCCGUGUAUGUCAAAUGCAAACCGCUAAAUAUUAAAAGUCCACAAUAGAAUCUCUACGAAUAAUUUAUAUUAAUUAACGGUUAUGGGUAGAUCUGGUACUUACUAGUUUAAGUACUGCCGAGCACUAACAUAGAGACGCGCAAUAAAUCAGUCGAUGUACAGAAAUUUGGAAACAAAAUUAACAUAGCAGCGCUAUAUGAAUUUUGAAGCAAUAUGCUUAUUAU